ACCUUUAAAAAUCAUAACAUUCCGAUGGAUUUUUCCAAAUUUUCCAUGAAAAAUGACUGAAAACAAGAUUUGUCGCCUUUGUUUAGGUGAAAAUUCAGAACCGCCCGAGAUGACAGACAAAAUAAAGUUUCUUGUAAGGAAAUAUUUUCACAUUCAGAUCACAUGCGAAGAUAAAACUCCUCAAAAAAUUUGCCGAAAUUGCUCACAAACACUUUUGGACUUUAAUUCAUUCGAAACUUCAGUAUUUUUGAAGCAAGAAACGCUUUCGAAAUUCCUUCCAAAGCCAUCAAACGAGCUAAAAGGCAUCCGAAUCCCGGAAAAUUUGGAAAGUCUCGUCCGAGAACUGGAAAUCGACACAGAAUUAGUCGAAUUUGACACGAAUCCCUUCGUAACGGAAGAAAUUUCACCGAAAAUCGUGACAGAAACUGAUGAAGAUGAUGCCGAAAUUGUCACAGUUUACCCGAAAUACUGUUGUCGCACGUGCGGACGUCAAUUCCUGAACCAAGAUGACUUCGAAGUGCAUUUAUAUUAUCACAUGUCACCGCCGCGACACGAAACUGACGAUGAAUUUGUGUGUGAAAUUUGUUUCAAGGCCUUUAGUAGUUAUUUUUCGCUCGAAACGCAUGUCAAAGGACACGAAUUUGAUCCGAAAACAUGCAAAAUUUGCGAAAAAAGCUUCGAUAAUCAACUGAAACUCGACGGACACCUGAGAAAUUGUCAUAAUCCGUUGAUUUUUUUGCGAUGUGAUGCCUGUGGGAGACUUUGCAAGAACGAAAAAGCGUUAAAUUUGCAUCGGUAUUUGAUGCAUGACCCAAAAAGGCAUCAAGAAACGGUAAAAUGUGACAUUUGUAACGUUACUUUGUCAUAUCAUCGAGGCUUGGAGCAUCAUAAUCGAACGUGUCAUCCGGAAUUGGGGAAAAAAUCGAUGGGAAAGUACAAAUGUGGUUCGUGUGACGAGAAAUUUAAAGCUAUCGACGAAUUUUGGACGCAUCGGAUACGAAAUCACGCCAAAAAUGAUGGAUCAAGUAGGAAAAUACGGAAAUUAAACAGUAUUUCAUGACAAAAUUUCA
Culicoides brevitarsis is the source of this 1070-nucleotide messenger RNA. RefSeq names its product myoneurin-like. The coding region runs from base 53 to 1060 and encodes 335 amino acids. Gene Ontology annotation, cellular component: nucleus. The transcript has 2 exons. The record is from RefSeq and is a predicted model, not a curated record. Gene Ontology annotation, biological process: regulation of transcription by RNA polymerase II. Gene Ontology annotation, molecular function: zinc ion binding; DNA-binding transcription factor activity, RNA polymerase II-specific; RNA polymerase II transcription regulatory region sequence-specific DNA binding. Lineage: Eukaryota; Metazoa; Arthropoda; Insecta; Diptera; Ceratopogonidae.